AUCCUCUGUCUAGUCCUGCUUUUCAGUCCUAUUCCCUGUAGCAGGAAUUUAAAUCAACCACAUGAACAAGAAGAUUUUUAUGAGAAGGGUUUUAGAUUACAGAACUCAAGGUGAGCACUAAAAGGGCUGAACAUCCAGGCGUUUGCUGCAACUGCUCUGCAUAUUUCACAAAGUGUAUUCUCCAAAGUGUAUUUCUCCAAAACUCACAUCAUCAUCAGGGGUUAUGUUGUUCCAGGAUGUAGGUGAGGGACCCCUAGAGAAAAAUAUCCCAUUAAGUUAUGCAAAGUUCAGAGACGUGAAAUCUAAGCAACCAGUCAAGGAGGCUUUUGGAAAAGGUACUUCAAGAACUGAAAAGGAGAGAGAAAACAUUUGGGAUGUAUUCAAACAGCCUAAGUUCUACCUCAGCCUCUGUGCCUCAUCAACAGCGAAAGUUUGACACCUCCAAAGAAUAAGAUACUAAUUGGGCAGCUGCAGAAACACAGCCAGUAGGAAACACGACGCACCAAGGACGUGCAUGGAAAUUAGGCCAGAUGAGUUUAGCUCAAAAGACAUAAAAACUGGAGGCUGUUCAGAGAAAAAAAUGAUGCUCUAAAAUAGCCUUAAAACUAGCGCAAGCGGAAGAGGAUAUUUUCUGCUGUGUCUUAUACCAGUGCAGAUCAGGAAUGGUCCCAGCAGCAGAAUUGCAUCAAUUGAACUAAUACCUCACUGGACCCAGCUUGCUGCCUUUGUUGAUUAAAGGAUAACUUUAACAAUGGUCUACCUGUUCUUUGUAAGUGAGAUCAUUACAAUUAUGCCUUUUCCCCUAGGACCCAUAGCAAAGACUACAAAAAGAGACUGGAUUCAGAGAAACAAAAAACUAACCUUCAACAGUUUGCCAGCCUAAAAUUAAACACGACAGAGCUCCCUGCAGCAUGUCUGUGCUGUCCAACAAUCAUUCAGCCUUAUCGCAAGAAACCCACAGUGUUGAAGCAAUUACUGGUAAGAGCUUUAGGGAGUAAAAAUGUUGCUUGUGAACCAGCGAUAGGAGGAUGAAAAAGCAUGGGUGUGGAUCAGAACUGGAGAUGUGGGGAACAAGAGGCAAGGGACUUGAGUUGCUUAUCUCCAAAUUGCUUUGUCUUUGCUUUCCCAUCAGUGUGCGUGUAAGGAAGACUGUGUUUUACACAGCUUUCACAUAAGCCAGGGACGAACAUCUCCUUUUUGGGGUCAGAACACAAAUAUUUUCCAGUUUAUGGAAGCUUUUUGUUAAUUCCUACAGGCACAAAAGGCUCAGUGGUUAAGAUCCAGAAAGCCCCUAGGCCCAUCACUGCUGUAAAACCUACUGCACCAGUUACUGGCAGGUCCCAACUGAUUGAUUUAUUUAUGGUUUUCCUUGGGCCAGGGUCAAAGAUGCCAUCUCUACAUACAGAGUCAACAUCUGAAAGUCUCUCUCCCAAACCUGGAAUGGAAACCCAGCUUGUGCUGUCAGAAAGCCCAGAAGAGGAUGAAGAAAACCCAAUGAAAAAUCCAUUUACAAUUCCUCCAGAUAUUGAUAUUUUUUCAAUAAGGGACAAGGAAAGAAAAAAGGCUAAGGCGGAACGUGAAAGGAUGAAGACCAUGAAUAUCCAUGAGAAAAUGACUUACUCCACUAAAAUGAAAGCAAAGCAAAAAGGGUUCAGGAAAGCUCUGCAAAAGGAGGAAGAAGAGGAGGCCAGAAAACAGGCAACAAAUGAAGAGAGACUGAAAACUCUUCAGGAGAGUCUUUCAUGGAAGAUAGCCAUUAAAAAAGAUUACCCAUUAGAAAAGGAGACCUUCCGUGACUACAUAAAUGACAGAAGAGAGAUAUUUUUACUUGAGUAUGCCAUGGCAGUAAAGCGAGACGAGAUUCAAAGGAUGGAGAACGUAGCAAAGAAUGAGGAAAGAAAACUGGAAAAGGCUGAAUACUACCUGGAGAAGGAUGCUGCCAUGUUUGAUGAGUUCCUGAAGGAGAACCAUAAAAACUCUGUUCAAGCCCUGAAAAUUGCCGAAAAAGAAACUGCAGCAAAGACAAAGAAAAUAACAGAGAUCCAGGCGAUCACUUCCCAAAUAGAGGACCUCCAAAGCGAUAUAACCAGAUUCAAGAAUACUCUGCAGGAGUACAAGAUGUACAGGGACUUCCUCUACCAACUAUCUCCAAAAGAGUGGCAGGAAGAACAUGGAAAAAAGCACACAAAGGAAAAGGAUUUGAAAAGAGCAUCCAAAGCUAAUGCAGAAAGUGCCUUGCCUCCCACCACUGCAGAGCAGGGCCAGGGUCUGACAGCCAGGACAAACGCCGCCAGUCCCUAUGGUACCAGUCAUAUAGAUGUGCCAAGUUCCCUGCUGUCUUCAAAAAGUUUGGAUUUCAGGUCAUUACAUGGGAUCAGGCCACAGCUCAAAAACUUUCUGAAGCCUCUAUCAACAAGAAAACUAAGUUCAUUGGAGGAUGCAGAAAGCGAAACCUGCUCGGAUGAAGAUGAGGAGCCUGAAUUGUAUUUUACUGAUCCUCAACAACUGCUGUCUAUUUUCAUGGAGAUGGAGGAAGAGAACUUGUCCUUCAUCCAGAAUUCCCAGGAGAUCGAGGAAAGUUUGGACAAGGUCCAACAUACUUUCAUCACUACACAUGAAAGCACGGAGAAGGAGUUAGCAGAGCUGAAACAGCAGGUAGACACCCUCAAAUCCUCCAUCGCCAAGGAAGAAGAGAGAGUAGCAGAUCUGAAACUCAAAGUUCACCUCUUUUCCUCUGGAGAAUGCAAAGCUGAUGACCAGGACAAAAUGCUCACAAGCCUGAACAAGAAGGUGCUGGAAGUCUAUUGCGACUGCACUGGAGAAAAUGAGGCAAACCUGCAGACAGUGCAGAUGCUAAUGGUGAUAGAAAAACAGCUCAAUGAUUUACUGGACAACCUGGAAAAAAUCCCACCAGCAAAGAUAGAACAGGCUGAGAAAGCCAAAAAAAAGGAACGGAGGAUAAGGCUCAGAGAGGAAAAGCUGAGACAGCAGAAGCAGCAGCAGGAGGAAAGGUUGCAAAGGGCCCUGGAAAGAUCGCAGGCACCUGUAAAAAAAAGCAGCAGGAGGCUGAUGUUUCGUUCCAGCCCACCUGCCAGGAAGGAGAAGAAAAAGCACAGCCAAGAACAGAUGGAUAAGGAGAAGGAAGAACAACUCUAUUAUUUCACUUGACAGCACAGUCUUAACCACAGCAUGCAGGGCUGAUGCUGCUCCAGAAAGUUUUUCAUAGAUCUACAUUCUGUUAGUCUUUGCCCAGUUGAUGAACUUCACGGUCCCAUGAAACUCUCUUCUUCUCCUACCCUAAGAUCUUCUCCUACCUGAAGAUCCCAGGGAAAGUUGCUGUGGCAGGCAACCCCUUCCCCCCCCCUAUUGAUCUUUUGCCUAAGAAAAUAAAUUAAAAUCUCUCAUUUUGCUUUUCUCAUUCAGUUUUUGAUGCAAAUAGCGUUAUUGCUACAAACCUGACUAGUGAGAUCUAUUGCAGACCUGGGUAACAAUCUUUGCCAAGGCACAACUAAGCCAAGCACCUGCCAGACAUUUGUUAUGAUCACAAAUCUGUUGAAGGACUAUAGAAAUGAAGGCUGUGCUUUAAUCCAAAGGAUGGGUUUCAUUAUAGACUCCACCCCACUACUGUGGAGAAGACACAGGCAAAGGAAAAACACAAGCUCUGCAGAAA
Molecule: messenger RNA, 3670 nt
Organism: Aquila chrysaetos chrysaetos
Lineage: Eukaryota; Metazoa; Chordata; Aves; Accipitriformes; Accipitridae
Gene: CFAP100
Product: cilia and flagella associated protein 100
Exons: 14
Coding region: 1360-3168 (602 amino acids)
Source: RefSeq, a predicted model, not a curated record